Glossina fuscipes is the source of this 1074-nucleotide messenger RNA. Its product is annotated as m-AAA protease-interacting protein 1, mitochondrial. Gene Ontology annotation, molecular function: ribosome binding. Gene Ontology annotation, biological process: inner mitochondrial membrane organization; protein insertion into mitochondrial inner membrane from matrix. Lineage: Eukaryota; Metazoa; Arthropoda; Insecta; Diptera; Glossinidae. The transcript has 2 exons. The coding region runs from base 101 to 988 and encodes 295 amino acids. The record is from RefSeq and is a predicted model, not a curated record. Gene Ontology annotation, cellular component: mitochondrial inner membrane.
AUUUUGUCUACUAUUUUUUUUUGUUGCAAUAUUUGCUAUUUCUUCGGUAAACUUGUGUUUGUAAGCAAAUUUCUUUGUUAACUUUUGGUAUUUUUGCAUAAUGAACAUCAGCUGGAGUGGUAGAUUGCAAUUAACGUCAUUUUUUCGUUUAUUAAGCACUAAUUUUAAAUUAUCCGCUCCGCAACUGUUAGCAGAAAGUAAUGGCGGCUUUGUACAUGAAAAAAUACUCAAGAAUACCUCAAAUUCAUUGAUCAUUGAUCACAAUUUACACAAUACUUAUCUUCAAUAUGGUGAUAUUUCUCCAAAACCGGUUAGGGAAGAGGAAAAGAAAGAACGCAUCCAACCACCUCCGCCGAAUCCCGAAUCCCCAAGUGGUAAUGAGCGCACAUUACCAAGAUUGAUGAAUUUCCCCGAGAUAAUGUGGCCGUCAAUGUUCAAUUCGAUGAGAAAUUGGGUUUUAGUCUACGGAAUUAUUCGACCCUAUUUCGAUAAAGAAUUUUAUUUAAAAGAGUUUAUACGGGGAGCCAGGAAAGCUAUGCAGGUGGUUUCAGUUAAACUUAUGCAUAGUGACUUCUCUGGACUUAACAAUUUGGUCACAGACGAAGCUUUAGCCGAACUAAAACCGGUUAUACAAAAACUAUCGGUUUCGCAAAGACGUCAGCUAGAAGUGCAAGAGAGUGAUGUCUAUCUAACGUUCCCAUAUCAAGUGGGUAUAAUGUUUGACGAGUCAAGUGGACGUAAAAUUCAGAAGCGUUGGGUUGAAAUAACGAUGGUGUUUCACAUUUUGAGGGGCCUUCAUGAAAUUCGAGAAUCAGGUGAAGAAAUACCUUGGAAUAUGGGCACUAUGCCUGAAUAUCAAGAUAAGGUCUUCGUCUGUAAUUAUCGUUUCAUUAAGGAAUUUACCAGUGGUUACGAAUCUGACUGGACGAUCAAUGUUGUGAAUCAUUUUAAACCCCUCGAUUUGAUUAACGAAAUGAAACGUGUCUAAAGUUAGCAUGUAUAAAUUCUAGUGACGUCGUUUUGUUUGCCCGAGUAAAAGAAAACUUUGUUAAUAAAAUUAUUAUUAAAACUUUC